Molecule: messenger RNA, 6663 nt
Organism: Effrenium voratum
Lineage: Eukaryota; Dinophyceae; Suessiales; Symbiodiniaceae
Source: the annotation of a GenBank genome assembly
AUGGGCGUUUGGAGGGGCAUCUCUGGCCGUGAAGCGGGGGAUCAGGAAUUCGUGGCGACUGUGCAUCUUGAAACGAUCGACAAGUUCUAUGGAUCGCUGCAGGCAUUGUCGGGCGUUUCGCUCGACAUUUCCGAUGGCGCUUUUGUUGUUUUUGUGGGCCCCUCGGGAUGCGGAAAGUCGACGCUUCUGCGCUGCAUCGCUGGGCUGGAGGGUGUGGACCGCGGCACGAUCACUAUCGAUGGACGCGACGUAACCGAUCUCAAUCCGGCAGACCGCGACCUCUCCAUGGUCUUCCAGUCCUACGCGCUUUAUCCCCAUAUGACGGUUCGGGCGAACAUUGAAUUCGGCAUGAAGGUCAACGGCAUACCAGCCGAUGAGCGAGCGCGCAGAGUUCAGGACGCCGCACGCAUUCUCCAGCUGUCCGAGUUGCUUGAUCGGAAGCCGGGACAGCUGUCUGGCGGCCAGCGCCAGCGCGUUGCCAUUGGGCGAUCAAUCGUCAAACACCCCAAGGUUUUUCUUUUCGACGAACCGCUUUCCAACCUCGAUGCGAAGCUGCGGGUGCAGAUGCGCAUCGAGCUUGAGUCGCUGCACACGGAACUCGGUGCAACGAUGAUCUACGUCACCCACGAUCAGGUCGAAGCGAUGACAAUGGCCGACCAGAUCGUGGUGCUCAACGGCGGUAAGGUUGAGCAGGUUGGUGCGCCUCUGGAGUUGUACAACAAGCCCGCAAGCGAGUUCGUCGCCGGCUUUAUCGGAUCGCCCGCGAUGAACAUCAUGGCGGCGCAGAGCAAGCUCGGCGAGGUCGUCGGCGGUGCGGGAGCAGCCAAGAUCGGCAUUCGGCCCGAGCAUGUGCGCAUCGCCGAAACAGGACUGCCUGUGCAGGUGACGGUGAAGGAACAGCUUGGCGGAGAGAGCUAUCUUUACGCUCGCUCCGAAGAUGGCGAGCAAAUCGUCAUCAAGACCGAUGGCGAAGACACGGUGAACCAGGGAGAUCAAGUACGACUCGCGUUUCCACCCGAGCGCCUUCAUCGUUGGUCCGCACAGAUCACCGAACUCAUCGACCCGGCAGUGGCCAGAUCGAAGGUCACGCAUGAAGUGAUCAUCGGUCACGGUGCGCUUGCCGAGACCGGCCAGGUCGUCAGGCGCGCAAUGGCAACGGUCGGAGGCGCAUCGCGCGUGCUGGUAAUGGCGGACGAUGCCGGCUUCGCUGCUGCCGGUGCCCCGGUGGUGGAGUCACUGCAAUCCAGUGGCUUUGACGUGGAGACGCUGGUUUUGCCAAGCGACCCGCUCCCCGUCGCUUCAGUCGAGGAGGCAGAGCCUUUCAGGGCGCGUCUCGCCUCUGAUUCGAGCACGUUUCCAGUUUCCGUUGGUUCUGGCGUCAUCAAUGAUCUGGUCAAGUGGGCGGCGAAGGAAACCGAUCGCCCCUAUGUGACCGUGGCGACAGCGGCUUCAAUGGAUGGCUACACCAGCGCGGGAGCGCCGUUGGCGCGGGACGGCUUCAAGGUGACCAUCCCGACACGCGCACCAAUCGCAAUGGUGGCUGAUCUGGAGGUGAUUGCGGCGGCGCCCGCAGAAAUGAACGGUUGGGGCUAUGGCGACCUGGCUGGAAAGGUGCCGGCAGGCGGCGAUUGGCUGCUUGCCGACGCACUGGGCGUUGAACCGAUUGACGAUCUGGCCUGGCCACUCGUUCAAGAUCAUUUGCGCUUCUGGCUUUCGGGCUCUCAGGGAAUCGCGGCCAGCGACCCCGAUGCGGUUGCCCGUCUUUUUAUCGGGUUGACCGCCGUGGGCUUCGCGAUGGAAUUCCAUGGCUCGUCACGACCGGCGUCAGGUGCAGACCACCAGAUUGCCCACAUGUGGGAAAUGGAAGGCCACACGUAUGAAGGCAGGAAAGUCAGCCAUGGUGCAGCGGUUUCGGUAGGCUGCGUUGCGGUGCUUGCACUGUUCGACUGGCUUCUCGAUCAGGAUCUGACGGGCCUUGAUGUUGACGCGGUGCUUGCAUCAUCAUCCAAUCUUUCAGGAAAGCACGUGGCCGCAAGACAGGCUAUCGCCGAUCCCUCCAUCGCCAACAAGGCGAUGGUGGAGGUUGCCGCGAAACACAUUGGCCAACCGCAGCAACGAGAACGUCUUCUUCACAUCAUAGCAACAUGGCCAGCCCUGCGCACGCGACUGAGGGAUCAUCUGCUUCGCGCUGAUACAAUGGUCACCAUGCUGCAACGAGCUGGUGCUCCAACACACGGGGCGCAUAUCGGCGUCGAUGCCGGUCAUCUGAUGCGAACGAUGCGCGCGGCCGCCUUCAUCCGGCGCCGCUACACGAUCUUCGAUUUUCUAGAGGACACCGGUCUGACCGACGCGGCUCUCGCUGCAGCCUUGUUCGAAGUGGGAGAAGUGCUGGAUGCGGCGCUCCCCGACCAAUUGCACGUCAUGGCCGGUCCCAUCGAGCAGGCAAAGCGCAUCGCUCUGUACGGUGUCGGACGCGAGGGGCUGAUGAUGAAGUCUCUAGCCAUGCGGCUGUUUCAUCUCAGCCUCGAUGCCCAUGUCGUUGGCGACAUGACAACGCCGCCGAUAGGCGCAGGCGAUCUGCUGAUCGUCAGCGCUGGACCUGGCGAUUUUUCGACGGUUUCAGCGCUUCUAUCGGCCGCAAAGGGUGCCGGCGCGGCGACCAUGUGCGUGACAGCGGAACCAACUGGUGCAGCGCCGCAGUCGGCUGAUCACCUCGUUCAUCUGCCAGCCCAGACCAUGGCCAACGAUCAGGGCGCACCGACAUCCAUCUUGCCCAUGGGUUCGCUGUUCGAAGCGACCCAGUUCAUUUUCUUCGAACUGCUCAUCCUGCAUUUGCGUGACAAGCUAAGGAUCCCGCCGGAUCGCUUUUCAAUCUCCGGCAAGACGGCACUGGUCACCGGCGCGUCCUCGGGCAUCGGUGCUGAGAUUGUUUCGGUGUUCACCGAAGCGGGCGCGAAGGUCAUAGGAGCGGGCCAAUCCGCAGAGCGCCUGGACGCACUUGCCGACAGGACGGGCUGCCGCACCAUCGUCGCCGACCUUGCAAGCGUUGAAGGGUGCCGACUGUUGGCGCGUGAGGCGCUGGCGAUCCACCCGUGCAUCGAUAUCCUCGUCAACUCUGCCGGCGUCGCCCUUGUUGGCCCCGCUCUUGCCUUCUCCGCCGAGGAUUGGGACCGCACGAUGGCCAUCAAUUUGCGGGCACCGUUUCUGCUCGCGCAGUCGCUCGCGCCACCUAUGAUCGCGCAAGGGGCAGGCAAGAUCAUCAACAUCUCCUCGCAGACGGGUGUUAUCGCGCUGGCCGACCAUGCAGCCUACGCUUCGUCCAAGGGUGGGCUGAACGCGCUGACGAAAUCGCUGAUGACUGAGUUGGCGCCGCACAACAUUCAGGUGAACGCGAUCUGCCCAACCGUUGUGAUGACCGAAAUGGGCAAAAAGGUCUGGAGCCCACCGGAAAAAUCUGGCCCCAUGAUCGCGGCGACACCGCUUGGCAGAUUCGGCGAGCCGGUCGAAAUCGCCGACAUGGCGCUCUAUCUCGCCUCGCCCGCCUCCGACCUCGUCAAUGGGGCCUUGAUGAUGAUUGAAGGCGGAUAUUCAAGCGCGUGCGCUGGCCUGCUGGAGAUCGCGGACCAGUUCGAUGCGUUUCUGCUCGACAGCUUUGGCGUCCUGAAUGUGGGCGAGACCGCGAUCGACGGAGCGGUGGCGUGUCUGUCUUCGCUCAGGGCUGCGGGCAAGAAGCUCAUCGUCCUGACCAAUGCGGCGAGCUACACGCUCGCGACAGCGGUCGAGCGCUACCGCCGCCUUGGAUUUGAUUUCGAAGCGGAUGAGGUCAUCUCGAGCCGCGAUGUGGCCGCGCGGCGCCUUGGCGCGUUCUUGCCCGAUGGUCGUUGGGGUGCACUCGCAUCGCCCGAUGAUCGCUUUGAGGACUUUGAUGUGGCCAUCGACCAUUGGCGCGGCCAGGACGUCGAUGGGUUUGUGUUUCUCUCAAGCGUGUCACUGACUGAUCAGCACGUACAGGCGCUUCGCGAGGCCUUGGACGACCGACCUCGCCCACUCAUUGUUGCCAACCCGGAUCUGGUGGCACCGCGCGAGAAUGGACUGAGCCAAGAACCGGGAUAUUACGCGCAUCAAAUCGCCGAUGCGGUUGGCAACAGCCCGGUCUUGUUUGGCAAGCCGUUCAACGAUGCGUUCAACGAUGCCAUGGAUCGGCUUGGAACCAUUGAGCCCCGCCGUAUCGCCAUGGUCGGCGACACGCUUCACACCGACAUUUUGGGUGGCAGGGCGGCAGGUUUGAAGCGGAAGCGUUGCGAAGCCCUUGGCGCCUUCCGGACCUGUGAAGCGCAGAUCGUGCAGAUCGCGGCCGAGUUCGGCAUCUCGCGCCACCAUCUGACCAAGGCCGUUCAGGCACUGGCCGCCGCGGGAAUUGUCGAGACACGGCGAGGCACCGGUGGCGGUGCCGUCCUUGCUUCUGCCCCAGAGCAAUUGCGUUUGGGCGACAUCGUUGCGGUUCUGGAACGCAAGUCGGCACUGGUGGAGUGCUUCCAGGCCGAUGGUGGCGCCUGCGUCAUCACACCGAGCUGUCGCCUGAAAGGCAUUCUGGCCGAUGCGCGUUCGCGGUUCCUGGACGAUCUGAACGCCCACACCCUGGCCGACUGCAUGAUCGUGGAGAUUGAUGACGGCGACGUAACCGUGUCGGUCGACUUAUUCGCCGGCCACUUCGGCAUAGACCCCAAGGAUGUGCAACCGCUCAUGCGCGCCGGCGAGAUAACCGGUCGGGUUGAGAAAGGCGCCGGGGAAGACGAGGGACGCUAUCGGACGCGUCAUCAACACCAGCCGCACGAUUCUUGCCGACCGCACACGGGUGCUGCCAUGAAUGCGGUCGGCACCAUGGAACGGUCCCGCGCCUGGCGGGGCCCAGCAAUAUUGAGCUACGGGUUCAGGCCGUUUUUCCUCGGCGGCGCGAUCUGGGCGGCGCUUGCCAUGGUGUUGUGGCUGGCGAUGCUGGCGGGGGCCGUGGAGCUCCCGACGCGGCUGGAUCCGAUAUCGUGGCACGCCCAUGAGUUCCUCUUCGGCUAUCUCGGCGCCAUAAUCGCCGGGUUCCUUCUGACCGCCGUGCCCAACUGGACGGGCCGUCUGCCAAUCGCCGGCUGGCCGCUCGGCGGGCUUUUCCUGCUGUGGCUCCCGGGUCGCGUGGCGAUCGCGACGUCGGCAUUCUGGUCGCCGGCCACGGUCGCCUUCGUCGAUCUGGCCUUUCCGGUCCUGUUUGCGCUGGUCAUCGCACGUGAGAUCGUCGCCGGUAAGAACCGGCGCAACCUGAUGGUGCUCGGGCUGUUCGCCGCCCUGGUCGCGGGCAACGGCACCUUCCACUGGGAGGCCGCGCGGGGUGAUUUUGCAGCGCAAGGUUACGGCCUGCGUAUCGGCCUGGCGACGGCCAUUAUGCUGAUUGGCUUGAUCGGCGGGCGCAUCGUUCCCUCGUUCACGCGAAACUGGCUGGUCAAGCGCGGCGCAGGGCAGCUGCCAUCGCCGCCCAUGGGGCGUUUCGACAAAGUGGCGCUACUGACGCUUCUGGCGGCGCUCCUGGUAUGGAUCGCGCGACCGGAUUCCUCGGUCGCCGGCUCUUUGCUGCUUCUGGCCGGGUUGGCGCAUGCGGCGCGCCUCGUCCGUUGGGCUGGCUUCCGCACCGGCGCCGAACCGCUGGUCUGGGUGCUGCACGCCGGUUAUGCCUUUGUGCCUCUGGGCGCCAUCGUCGUCGGUUUUUCCGUUCUUUCCACCAAUCUGGCUGGCGUGACGGCUGCGCAACAUCUGUGGAUGGCGGGCGGGAUCGGGCUGAUGACGCUCGCCGUUAUGACGCGCGCCACGCUUGGCCACACCGGCCAGGAACUCACCGCAGGCCCCGCCACGACGGCGAUCUACCUGCUGGUCGUUGCGGCGACGCUGGUGCGCCUCACCUCGGGCGCCUUUGCCGAUGUGGCCGCCAUCCUUCAUCUGGUUUCCGGGCUGGCCUGGUUCUGCGCCUUCUUCGGGUUCGCCCUGAUCUAUGGCCGGCUGCUGAUCGCGCCACGGUCAAGACCGAUCCGGGAGCGCAUCGCCGGAUGGAUCGGCGGCCGCGGCUUCAUCCUCGCCUAUUCCGCGCUGUCGCUGGCCGCCCUCGGAUGGCUGAUCGUCGCGGCCGAUCGCGCACCCUAUCUGCAGCUCUGGCCCUGGGCGCCGUGGCAACCCUACGUCCCGCUGAUCGUCAUGGCGCCGGUGUGCCUGAUCGUCGCGCUCUCCGUUGCCCGUCCGAACCCGUUCUGCUUCGGUGGCGCGAACAACGACGCAUUCGAUCCGGCGCGCCCCGGCAUUGUCGGAUGGACCCGCCAUCCGCUCCUCAUGGCGCUCGGCUUGUGGGCGGGCGCCCAUAUCGUGCCCAAUGGCGAUCUGGCCCAUGUCCUCCUUUUCGGAACCUUCGCGGUUUUUGCGCUGGCUGGACAACGCCUCGUCGAUCGCCGCAAGCGGCGUGAACUCGGAGCGCGAUGGGAUGAACUCGAUCACGCCCGGCGGCACGGCCGAUCGCUCGACUUCAGGCGUUUUGGUCCUCGUUUCGCCGCGCGCCUUUUGAUCGCAAUGGUUCUCUACCUGGUUUUUGUCGCAAUCCACCCAGUCCUUUUCGGCGUCAGCCCGCUGCCGUGA